AUGUGCCGCUGCAAGGGAUUCUGGGUAAAUAGGAACACACUGGCGGGUCACCGUCUCGGGUCAGUCCCAGUCUCGGUGCUGCCGACCUGUUCUCCGCUCGACUUCCACUGUGAGAACGGGAAGUGCAUCCGGAGGUCGUGGGUUUGUGACGGCGACAACGACUGCGAGGACGACUCCGACGAGCAGGACUGCCGUGAGUGA
Molecule: messenger RNA, 201 nt
Organism: Knipowitschia caucasica
Lineage: Eukaryota; Metazoa; Chordata; Actinopteri; Gobiiformes; Gobiidae
Source: the annotation of a GenBank genome assembly